AAUUUCCUUGUUUUUGGAUAGCACUUGUGUCGAAAUGUGAGUUUCAAAUUUAACGAAAGCAAGACUACUUUCAAAUGUAAAAGGUCUUUGGAUUCUUGUAUUCUACAUCAACAAAGUCAAUACGGUAAUGAUGGUGGACUUUAAUGAUGCAUCUUAUAGGCAGUUUAAGGUUUUCCUCACCUCUUUAAAACUCGGUUCGCUUACUUUCUUGUGUUGAUGCUAUGAUGUCCGUGUUACGAAAUUAAUGUAACCACCAUAAAUGCGCCAUUGCUAAGGAUAUGAGAAAAUGACUUGGAAACACCUUACAACUCUGCAGUGAUUCUCUAACCUACUCUAACAGGCGUAUAGCCUCCUUCUAAUAACGGGCCGUAUUCUGUGCCUGUGUGUGUGUGUGUGCGUGAUGUUUGAUGUAGUUGACUUCGAGUUUAUGCAUGACGGCACAUGGAAAGUAAAGGAACAUGAUAAUUCCAAACAGUUCAUUGCGAGGUCGACUAGCUGUUUUAAACAGUGCUGAGGACUACACUGGACCAUACGGCUGUUAUCUAUCGUCAUGGACUGACGUCAGCAGAGUCCAAAAUCUGCAACAGUGGCACUCCUGGGGGCAGACAACCCUACACUACACAGAAAAGGGCCUCAACGGACCUAGCGCCGGCUAAGCACCUUAUGAUGGAGAUGAACACGUCAGUCUUAUGAGUGGAUCAAUACUCAGUUGUGCGCUCAGCAGGUGGGACAGUCUUCAAAGUCCACUCUUUUGCUGACCGAUCAAUACUUCGCCAUUCUCCAGCAGACAUCUCAAAUACCUUCUCCAGAAACCCCGGACCCAUCUAGUUCACUAUUUGCUCCAAUUAUCUGAAGACUUGAUUAGAGAUAUAAUCCUGCGGGCUUGAACUGAAGAAACAUACGAGGGAGUUAACCUCUCAUUACUUCAGAGUUAUCAGGUUGCAAUCUAUGAACUACGAAAGAGUGUUUCGCAUUCCUCAGCAACAUUGAUGCAGUAAUAUGGAAGAAGUCUCAAAAUCAAAGAACGUUAACUGAACGAGAGGAAAAAAAAAUAUCUUUCAAAAUUAUAGCUUUGAAAAAUCGUUUAUUUUUUGCUCAAUACUAUAAUUAUUUUGAAAAGAUUAAGAAUUCUGUACAGAGAUAUGGAAAUGAAAAAAAAUUAAUCUGUAUUUCAUUCUGUGUCACGGAUUUCCAAUUUAAUUUGACAAAACUCCAACAAAUAAAGAUUUCUUUUUUUGCUAAGACUAGCAACUCCUGGUCCAUAAGCAAAGUGACGUAUCGAUUUAAGUUCUCAUUGGGAAAUUGCUUGUUAAGAAAUCUGGACCUUAUAUUCGAUUCUCAUUAACAUUUGAACAUCGAUUCCAGACUCAUCUGUUUCUCAUUAGCCUCCACGUGGCAAUCUAUUGAUAAAAAAAGAGAGAAGUCAAUUUAUAUGUAAAAAAAAAAUAUAACAAGACUAUAUACUUCUAUGUACACUGUAGAUCUAUAGAACAAGAUAAAUGCUAGAACUGUAUGUCUACUUUGAAAUGAUGACAAAACUUCACUGGCUUAGGAGGAUGGUUGAAAUUUAAACACUGGUGUCCUAUGGAAUGAGAUCUCUUGAGAAUCGUGAAGUUUAUAUUAUUGGCUUCUGCUAGCACUCCAAGAAAUCACAACGCAAAUUGAUCUUACCCGAUCUCACUCACUUGCAGACUCCAGCAUAUCGAUUGACGUCUGGACAAAGUGGUUAUUCCUCACCAGCCGCCUCGCUGCGACCAUUCCACCACUUCACGAGCCCACCCACCAUUCCACCACUUCACGAGCCCACCCAUCUCUGACAUCCUACCACCCCCCUCCCUGUGACGUUUCCCGAGUGCGUCUCUCUUCGGCAGGGUACACGACAAUGAAUUUAGAAAUUCCAGACGGCCUGGGCGACCUGCUCAGAGACUUCACCGUGGCCGUGCUGAAAGAGCGGCCUGGGGACCUGUAUGACUUCGCUGUGGACUACUUCACCAAAGCCAGGGACGCCAGGAAGCCGAAGGACGUUCCUAUGUAUAUCAUCGUGGAGGACGAUGACGAAGCGGGAGAGCCGGACCGCACCGCCUUCAAACCCAAGUCCACGACAGGUCGUUACGCUCGCAGGCAGUCCGUGUCCGCCGAGAGAUACAAUCCGGAAGAAGAUGAGGACGACGAUGAUCAUAUCAUCUACCCGAAAACGGACGAGCAGCGCGAGAGACUGACCAAGACUGUUAGCGGUAUUCUGCUCUUUCGCUCCUUGGAGCCGGAGCAAACGCAACAGGUUAUCGACGCUAUGUUUGAGAAAAAAGUCUCCCCCGGGGAGACGGUGAUUCGCCAAGGAGAUGACGGAGACAACUUUUACGUCAUCGACAACGGCGUUUACGACGUCCUGGUGGAUAUCAAGGGAGAGGAGAAGAAAGUCCACCAAUUCGACAACAGGGGGAGCUUCGGGGAGCUAGCCCUCAUGUAUAACAUGCCUCGUUCUGCCACUGUUCGCUCCGUCACAGACGGCACGCUAUGGGCCAUGGACCGUAACUCCUUCCGGAAAAUCGUCCUGAAAUCUGCCUUCAAAAAGCGAAAGAAGUACGAGACCUUACUGGAGAGCGUCAACAUCCUACAGAACCUCGAUCGCUACGAACGCAUGACCCUAGCCGACGCUCUCGUCUCUCGGGUCUACCAAGAUGGCGAGCCCAUCAUUCGGCAAGGAGACGACCCCGACGGGGUCUACUUCGUCGAAGAGGGUCACAUCCGCAUCACCAUUUCCUCCCCGGAUGGUACGGAGACCGACAUCGGCACCAGGACGACCAGCACCUACUUUGGGGAGCUGGCCCUCAUCGAGAACAAACCUCGCACUGCCAACGUGUAUGCCGUUGGUAAAGUGAAAGUAGCAUUCCUAGAAAGGGACUGUUUCGAGAGACUUCUAGGCCCUUGUGUUGAAAUCAUGAAGAGAAACAGUCAACAGUACACCAUGUUUGUAUCCAAUUAACUGGACUUAACAAAUAGUCAAGUUUAUUCUAAUACUAGAGGAAAUAUUUCCUUUUUGUCCAAACAUAAUACUAGAACAUAUCUCGGAGUAUUUCGGAGGAGAACCUAAAAGAGACUUCAUUUCUUUGUGAUCAAUAUUUAUAUCUUUGGAUUCAUCACCAGAUGAUGGGUAUAUAAUCGCAUUUCGUUUGGAAGGAUUACUUUGCAUUUUGAUAUGUAUACAAAGUGGAUAUUGAUGAGGAUAUAUUCUUCUUGUUGUUUUUUUUUAACGGCAUCAACAAAUCACAUAAAUCUAUAGUUUGUAUGAAAUUGUUACCUAUCUUAAAUCUUUUCUAUAAUUUGAAAAAGUCCAAGUUAAUAAAACUUUGCUUCAGGCACGGUGACUGUCAAUUCAUUCGUUUAUUAUUCAUACGCAUCGGAAAUAUAAGAGAAAAAAAGGGGGAAUAAAGGUGUUUCUGUGUAUGGUUGUCAUGGUUUCAAAUCAAUCAGAAGAAGACGCUUUAUGCAUCAAUUUAAUUCUCGGAUGACGUCAUCAAAGUUUGGUGUAAAAAGAUAAAGCAAGCACACGAGGUGACGCGCACACACGUACUACACAAAACCAUGAAUCGAUAGAGACAAAACAAAAUAUUUAUAUCACUAUUUGCAGUCGUCUCACAGCCAUGUUGAGGGGGGCAGAGCGGUUUCUGUUCAACACGUGCAGGCCUACGUAAGAAGCAGAGAUAGUAUAUUUUAGUCAUUACAGCGCCAGGGAAUGGUUGCUUUCAAAUCAAUGUCAGAGCCAGGACAAGUGUGCGUUGUUUUCACGACUAGAUCCAGAGCUUGUUUUUCGUGGGAAUAAAUGUCUACGAUGGACAGGAGCUGGAAUUCCACCCUAGUUUUGUCUUUUAUUGAUACGGUCAAGUGAAAUAUUGAUGUAUUUAUGUAUUCUUUCCCCCUCCAGUUAUUUCUUGAAAUAUCUCGUCAGUUCUCUUGGACGGAAGGAAAUGAUUAGCUUAAUUGUAUGUGAGAGACUAAUCUGAUUGGCUUGUGUGUGUGUGAUUAGCUUGUGUGUGUGAUUGGCUUGUGUGUGUACUAAUUCCCAUAUUUCUUGUUUCACAAUAUAAUCUUUUCAUUUGAUUAUGAUUUGUUUAAUCUAGCAAAUUUAGAUUUAAAGUAGGCAAAAAUGUAUUUGACAUUUCAGUAUGAGAGCAUUGAGAGCCAUGUUUGGAUGGGACACUUGCAUGUAUGUUGGGAUUCUUUUUUUUUUAAUACUUUUACCAACAUAAUUAUUUAUUACCCACUUACAAGUAUUAAAAAAGUAUAUUAAAAGUCACGCCAUCAACAGUUCUGUGUGAACAUUUUGUCUGCUGACACAUUCAUCGUAUGAGAACUCCUCCCCCUCAUUUAAUAAUCAUUUGAUUUAUUCCACAAUGGAAUAGAGAGCUUGCUACUAUAUAUGAUUUAAAUUUCUAAAGUUAAACUAUUAUAUAUAUAUUUAUAUAUAUAUAUAUAUUUUAUAUAUAUAUGUACGAUUGUAAAAUAUAGAGUAUAGACACAACGCUACUACUAAAUAACUUACACAAUAGUUACGUGUUAGAAUCUUUGUGUUGUCACCAUCUUUUUAUUUUGCAUAUAGUGAUCAAUCUUUAAACUGUCAGUGACCCACUACAGUAAACCAUUCUGAUUAGUUUUUUGGUUUUUAAAGUCAGUUCACUGGAAAGUCAAUUCACAGAACAUGUCAGUGUCUGAAGGCCUCCAGCAGACUUGGAGUUUGGGUGUAGGAGGAUGACAAGUCCAAACAUUUUUAAAAAAUCAAUAACUUUUUUUUAAACCAAACAAUUUUGUUUCUGGUAUUCGUUGUUUUGAGACGAAGAUCAUUUCAUAAAUAGAACAUGACAGUGUCUGACAUAGUGGGUUUUUUUUUUUACUAACUUCUGUUUUCUUGUUCGAAAUGGCGAUUCUAUGUUUGGGUCUCUUUAUUUCUUUCAUUUAGCAUCCAAUUGUCACUACAAGCUGUUGCAGAAAGCACACUACUGUCACUGAAGGGAUUGACACUUUCACACUACUGUCACUGAAGGGAUUGACACUUAGUACACUACUGUCACUGAAGGGAUUGACUCUUAGUACACUACUGUCACUGAAGGGAUUGACACUUUCACACUACUGUCACUGAAGGGAUUGACUCUUUCACACUACUAUCACUGAAGGGAUUGACACUUAGUACACUAUUGUUACUGAAGGGAUUGACACUUAGUACACUACUGUCACUGAAGGGAUUGACUCUUAGUACACUAUUGUCACUGAAGGGAUUGACUCUUAGUACACUACUGUCAUUGAAGGGAUUGACUCUUAGUACACUAUUGUCACUGAAGGGAUUGACUCUUAGUACACUACUGUCAUUGAAGGGAUUGACUCUUAGUACACUAUUGUCACUGAAAGGAUUGACUCUUAGUACACUAUUGUCACUGAAGGGAUUGACUCUUAGUACACUACUGUCAUUGAAGGGAUUGACUCUUAGUACACUAUUGUCACUGAAGGGAUUGACUCUUAGUACACUACUGUCAUUGAAGGGAUUGACACUUAGUACACUAUUGUUACUGAAGGGAUUGACACUUAGUACACUACUGUCACUGAAGGGAUUGACUCUUAGUACACUAUUGUCACUGAAGGGAUUGACUCUUAGUACACUACUGUCAUUGAAGGGAUUGACUCUUAGUACACUAUUGUCACUGAAGGGAUUGACUCUUAGUACACUAUUGUCACUGAAGGGAUUGACUCUUAGUACACUACUGUCAUUGAAGGGAUUGACUCUUAGUACACUAUUGUCACUGAAGGGAUUGACUCUUAGUACACUACUGUCAUUGAAGGGAUUGACUCUUAGUACACUACUGUCAUUGAAGGGAUUGACUCUUACUACAAUAUUGUCACGGAAGGGAUUGAAUGCCUGCACACAAAUGUCUCUUAAGCAUUGACUGCCAGCACCCAAAUAACACUGAAGGCAAUGACUGCCAACCCCCAAAUAUCACUGAAGGCAAUGACUGCCAACCCCCAAAUGUUAAUGCAGUCAUUUACUGGUUGACAUUAAGGCAUUGGCUCGAAGUGUUUUAGACUGUGGUUCUAUGUGGGUUUUAAGAGAUAACUUUAAAUAAUCUUCUUUAACUGCACAUUAGAUUGGGCGUUAUACGCCAAUUUCUUUUAUAAGCAUUCUCUUGUAAAAUAGGCUUUAUAGCCAUUACAUUUCUUAUAUUCUAGUAAGUCGUUUAUAUCAAUAUAACAAAGACGUAUUUUCGCUGGCGUUGCUAAAAGAACAUGUCACAGGAAAUUGAGAUGGCUGUGACAAGAUGAAACUGCAGUGAAUUGAAGGGACACAACUGUUGGUCUUGUUCACUUGUUUCUUUCAAGCCUGUGAUGUUUUGUUUUUCAGUUUAAUAUUAAUUCAAGUAAAACAAAACAAAAAUAUUUCAAAUUGAUUUAUAAAUAUAGCUCCUAUUGUAUGUUUUGUACACUACAAUACCCAAGAUUUUAAUAUAUAUUUUAUAAGCUUCAUUCUUGCUUUUGAAUUAUUUUUUUAAAUAAAUUAUUUAAUUUCCAAAGUCUAUAUCUUUCGUAGUAGUGUUCCGUUUCUGUGUGUGUGUGUAUCCAUUUAGUCUCUCUAUUUAUUUUAUGUUUUAUUAUUCAAUAUAUCAUUAUUUGUUUUGUUACUUUUCUAUAUUAUCAUUUUUAAUUGCUUUCUUUUAGGUCUUGCUAUAAUAGUACCCUUAUUUGUACAAAUAGAUGAAUAUAACAUGUCUCAUAUAAUGUACUACUCCUGCUUAGUACUUAAGUACUUGAAGAUAUUAACUUCUGUUGAUUGCAAUGUCUACCUGAGUUUCUUGAAUUUAUGCUGUGAAAAUAUUCAUCUUUACUAUGAUGGACGAUAUAUAUGAAAUGUUUCAAAAGCCAAAACUACCAGCUUAUGAGUAUGUAAUGUGUAGUAGGAUUUCCUACUGAGGUCUGUCUAACCAGGGAACUGGUGACUGUUGGCUUCAGGUACAGAAAAUUAAUCUAAUGAUAUAAUCUUAUUCGUAAAGUGAAACUUUUUUCUUAUACUAAUUGAGACUCUUUUGUCUCUUCACUUUGAGUUGAACAGAAUGUUGUUGUUGUGUUUUUUAAAUCUCAAAGUUUGUGUCAGAUCUUUGCUUUUUAAUUUGAUCUCUAGACAAGAUAAGAGUGGGACGACACUGUGAUACCCAGAAACAUUAUAUAUAUUUCACUCUCCAAUUUUCGGCGAUUAGUAAAGAACUGAUGUAAAUGUGUGUAUUGUACAGUUAUUACCAAAAGUUCAAAAAUAUAUUUUUUGUUCAGAUGUAACCGAUAUACUAAUGGUCCACUAGUAAAUAAAUCUAAACUCUAUUAUACUUUGAAAAAAAGAAAAGUUUUCAUAAGCUUUUCCCUGCAUGAGACAACGAAUGUGAGAGGUUUCUAUCAUUCUCUUAUAAGAUUUCGGCUCUAGUAUAGAUCUGGAUGAGUUAGAAGUGAAGUUUGUGUGUGUGGACUCUCCGUCAAAGUUUCCAGGGAUAUUAUAAGUAAGAAUAGAUUACAGAUAUUUUAUGGUGCUGUUUCUUUUGAAUAUACUUAGGCAAAAUAUCAGGAAUAUGGGAAUCUUUUGUAUUUAGAUCAAGAAUGUUAAAAGUGAAUAACAUUUUUUUUCUCUUCACUUAAGAGCAAAUUCACGGAAUCCUUACUGACUAUCUAGUUUCUAACUAUCGGUAUUGACAGCAUAAUAAAACUAGACUACAUAGUUAUAGUUAUCUAAGGUGAUGUCCUUUAUAGCGGUUUGAAAACAUUAGGAACAAAGUAUCAACUUUAUCGACGCAUUCUCUUCAGUAAGAGAUCAGCGUACAGUAGUAUAGAAACUUGUAUCGCAAUUAUUCAAGAUUAUAACAAACAAAAUAGGAGAAUAAAUUGGAUUGUAGGAUUGUAAGCUGAUUUCUUUGUUUUUGUUCUAGCAUAAUGGUGGCUGCGCUACACGGAAGACACUCGUUUAAUUCCGACAGAAACAAUAGUGGGCUAUUAAUGCCAACUUGUUAGGAUUUAGAUCUAUAUGCUGAUUCAUGGGACGUUUUAUAUGCUGAUUCAGACAGUCUCAUGUUAAUAGGAAAAAAUGAUGCUAUAAAAUGCUCAAUACGUUUUAGUAUUAAUGUUUAUUAUCAGUGUCUAUUCGUAUUGUCCAUAUGGUCGCCUUGAGAAAAAUAGUGAAUAUAGCUAGUUUUUUUUUUCGUUCCUUUUCCCUGGCUCUACAUAAUACUUCACUGAAGGUUCAUUCUGUGUGAUUGGUAUUUGAUUUGUAGACUGAAUACCUGUAGCACAAAUAUUUAUGUAUAAUACAGCAUUAGUAAUGCUUUAGCCUGGCAACUGGGCUAUUUAUAACUUCAUGUAGUGCGCUAUUUUUUCAAGCUGAUCUACAUAUGACAAGCUUAGCCAAUGAAGAGUAAAGGUACAGUUUAACGUCUACAUUAAGUGCUGUACAAUACAAGUGUAAUGCUCAUUCUUUGCUCAUACAUGUGUGAUGUCCUUUGUUUAGUCUUGACAGUAUGUUAGCUCGCUGCACUUUCAAGAUUCUAGCCGCGUGGCGUUGGGUUAUGUUCUGGGUGUCUACUGCAUGUGUUCGAGACGACCCUUCGAUGUAUCGAUCUAUCUCACUCCUCCGAAAUCCCUCUCACAACGCCUUAGUGAUCGUGUUGCUUCCCCACCCCCUCUUCUCCCCCAAAUCUCGUUCUUCUCCCCUUAUGUUCAAUCUAGUAACCUUAACUCUCACAUUGAUUCGACAUUCACUUCAGCACAUUUUCUUAUUCGGUGUGGAGAGUUGUCUCUCCUCGCCCCUCCAAGUGUCCAUGUUCCAUUAGUAAUUGUGUAUUGUUAUUUGAAUUAUAAACAUACUUUUCGAUUGCUAUUUGUUUUAUCCAUGAGAAGUAAUUAGUGACAUAAUGAUGUAUAUUAAUAUGUAUGCCAGAAGACCCCGCCAGUUACUUGAAUGAAUGGUUAAUGUGUGUGCUUAUAUGUGAUAAUCUGUUUCUAAUAAAACACAUAUAUCUAUUGUGUUUUUUCCUCGUGGUAUUUUCUUCUCUGAAUGUCUGUCCCUCGUGCAUGUAUGUUUGUAUGUGUUUGUAUGUGUUGGCUAUUUCGUUUUCUAUUCACUAUUCCUUUAGGUUUGUAUAUACUGAAGUGCAACUGUAAUAAAAGAUACAACUUCAAUGAA
Molecule: messenger RNA, 9199 nt
Organism: Biomphalaria glabrata
Lineage: Eukaryota; Metazoa; Mollusca; Gastropoda; Planorbidae
Product: cAMP-dependent protein kinase type II regulatory subunit-like
Exons: 3
Coding region: 1883-2983 (366 amino acids)
Biological process (GO): regulation of protein phosphorylation
Cellular component (GO): cAMP-dependent protein kinase complex
Molecular function (GO): cAMP-dependent protein kinase regulator activity
Source: RefSeq, a predicted model, not a curated record